AACCAUGAUGUUCCCCACCAGGACCAGAACCAGUACCGGCUCGGCUGGACUCGUGUGAAGAUGCUGCAGAGCCGAGUGCUGCUUUAUGAUUGGUCAAACGUCCAGAGAGGCGGGACAAAUGUCCUGGAGGUGCAUUCUGAUUGGACGCUGGCUCUGUCCGUUGGGAGAGUGUUAGGCUCAUAUCGCAAUUGGCGACAAAAACAGGCGGUUAACAAUUACUGCUCUUCAAAAACCAGGAUCAGCAUGGCUUCUUCGUGGCGUCGUCUGAGGCUGUGCCACUCCACGGGCGUCGCUAUCUCUCAUCUCCACACCAGCAGCCGGGCGUCUGCUAAGCAGCACUACAAGAUGCUGGUGCUGGGAGGAGGAAGUGGGGGCAUUUGCAUGAGUGCACGGAUGAAGAGAAUGUUCGGAGCCGACAACGUGGCUGUCGUGGAGCCAUCCGAGGUGCAUUACUAUCAGCCGAUAUGGACGCUCGUUGGGGCUGGAGCUAAGACGGUCGCCUCAUCGGCUCGUCCCACUGCCAGUGUUAUGCCAUCAGGUGUGAAGUGGGUGAAAUCCAAGGUUCAGGAAAUACACCCAGACAAAAACUCUGUCCUUGUAGACGACGGGACUGAGAUCUCCUAUGAAUAUUUGAUAGUGGCUCUUGGCUUACAGCUCCAUUAUGAAAAGAUUAAAGGCCUGCCAGAGGCGUUUGAGCAUCCAAAGAUUGGAUCAAACUACUCUGUCCAAACUGUGGAGAAAACCUGGAAGGCUCUGCAGAACUUCGAAGAGGGCAACGCUGUGUUCACCUUCCCAAACACUCCUGUGAAAUGCGCCGGAGCGCCACAGAAGAUCAUGUACUUAUCAGAUGCUUACCUGAGAAAGACAGGAAAAAGGGCAAAGGCCAAUGUGAUAUACAACACAUCACUUCCGGUGCUCUUUGGGAUCAAGAAAUACGCCGACACGUUGUGGGACAUCGUUAAAACCCGCGAUCUACAAGUAAACCUCAGACACAAUCUGAUCGAAGUGCGGCCAGACAAACAGGAAGCUGUGUUUGAAAACCUCGACAAACCAGGAGAGACCAAAGUGUUUGAGUAUGAAAUGCUUCACGUAACUCCGCCAAUGGGACCCAGCCUGGUGGUUAAAGGCAGUCCACUCGCUGAUGAGAACGGCUGGCUGGAUUUAAACAAAGAAACGCUCCAACACAACAAAUAUCCAAAUGUUUUUGGGAUUGGAGACUGCACCAACCUCCCUACUGCCAAAACCGGAGCCGCCGUCGCUGCACAGUCUGCGAUCCUGAACAGAACCAUCAGCAAAUUACUGAAAAACCAGAAGCCAGAUAAGAAGUACGAUGGCUACACUUCCUGUCCGCUGGUGACGAGCUACAACACAGUGGUCCUGGCAGAGUUCGACUACAACGGGCAGCCGCUGGAAACGUUCCCAAUCAACCAGGCCAAGGAGCGGAGAUUAAUGUACUACAUGAAAGCCGAUGUGAUGCCUCACCUGUACUGGCACGGGCUUCUCAGGGGCCUGUGGGGCGGACCCGGACCAUACAGGAAGCUCCUCCAUCUUGGAAUGAAGUAAAACCUCCUUCUACAAAGAAACUAGUGAAUUAAUACAGUUAAUUAUGUCAUAACCCCUGAAAGGACAGAUGCAUGUUUAUCUGUGACAUCAGACCAAACAAAUUCAUCUCAGCUGUCUUAAAAAAGGGGGCAGUUUUGUAGUAGCAACAAAAAUAAAUAACUUUAACGUGAGUCACUUCUAGCUUCAUUUGAUGAGGUAAAGGAAAAGUGAAACUGCUCUGCUGGUUCAAAGCUGACAAACACAAGGAUGAGCAUCUUUCUGUUAUUGGAACAAUCACAUUAUAUGAUACAUUAUAGAAACGCCUUUAACUCCACAGCUUUAAUGUUGAUGGUAGUGUUUAAAAGCUUUGUAUGACUGUUUUAAUCUAAGUUGCUAGUGAAAAGUGUUGUCCUGGUGGCUGAUAUUAGUUAUUUUAACUUGAUCAGAUUGCGUUUGUUUUGUCUCACUUUAGCAAAAAACCGAGGUGUGCAAUUUAUCAAUUGGAGUUCAACUUAAAAUGCUGGACUAUAAACAUGAGAACUACCAUAAGUGCUUUCUUUCACAUUUGAUAUGUCAGUGUUGGACAUUUUGUUUUACAUUUUAGAUUUUUAUUCUAAAUACCAUUAUGACCACUCAAACAAAUUAUUGGAAUUAACAAAAAUGUAUUGCUCCUAAAUCAAUAAAAUGACAAUAAAGUUUUAAAAUCAUGGAAUCUUUGAAAUAAAUAGAAACACCAUCAUUUGCAUGGUGUUAAACCAUGCAAAUGAUUUAACACCAUCAGUAUGUUUAUCAAAAUAUAACAUAAAGCUGCAACUUUUACUGGGUUAAAUGUGUUUCUAUCUGGGAGUGAAAAUGUUUGUUUUUUCUUUGUGACAGAUGUAAUAUGAAUAAAGGAUGUAACAUUUCUCAUUUUUAA
Messenger RNA from Xiphophorus couchianus (Monterrey platyfish), 2458 nucleotides. It is a transcript of the gene sqor, whose product is annotated as sulfide quinone oxidoreductase. Gene Ontology annotation, molecular function: FAD binding; sulfide:quinone oxidoreductase activity. Bases 61 to 1563 code for a protein of 500 amino acids. Lineage: Eukaryota; Metazoa; Chordata; Actinopteri; Cyprinodontiformes; Poeciliidae. The transcript has 12 exons. Gene Ontology annotation, cellular component: mitochondrion. The record is from RefSeq and is a predicted model, not a curated record.